CAGACUGCCUGGCACUGUGGGAGCUGCCCUAGCUUCUCCUCCUGCAGCAGGGCUGUGCUUGUAGCCGUACCGAGAACGUGGACGGACUCUUGGUGGAGAAGUGAUGCUGUGGCAGCAAUAAUGAACCAGCAAGAGAGAGUCAGUCCUGGGACUGCAGCCCCAGCAGAAGGGAGCAGCUGUUCCCGCCUGAGCCCCUGGGUCUUGCUCGUUUCUGCCCUUGCCGUCAAAACUGCCCUUAUGACCGUCGGCCUCGUUGUUCUCUUUCACAUGAGCUGUGGCCAGUGCAAGACUCUGCCCCAGAAUGCUUCGGAGUGGCACUGCAUCCCCAAUGGAUCUGUAAGUGAAAAGGACAGCUGGAAGUGCUGUCCAGAGGGCUGGAGACCCUUUCAGGAAAGCUGCUAUUACUUCUCGGGUGAUCAGAUGCCCUGGAAUGAGAGCCAGCAGAACUGCAGUGGGAUGGGCUCCCAUCUGGUGGUGAUCAAUACAGAAGCAGAGCAGGAUUUCCUCUAUAAGGAAAUAAGAAGACAGAUGAAAUACCAAGAAGAAGGAAUCAAUUUAUACAUCGGUCUGAGGGCACAAGAGGCGGGCCAGUGGCGCUGGGCAGACCAGACUCCCUAUAAUGAAACAGCAGCGUUCUGGAGGCGUGGGGAGCCAAGUGAUCAACCAAGUGAUGAGUUCUGUGUUGUAAUCCAUUACCAGAAAGAUGUUUUCCGGAACUGGAAUAAUGUCCCAUGCACAAUCGACUCUUAUUGGAUUUGUGAGACUGCAGCAGAAACUCUAUGAUGGAGGAAUCCUCAUCCUGAGAUUAGCAGCGAACUGGGAACAGCAGAGGGCUGUGUUGGGAGGGGUAGGAGAGCCUUGGAGCCUUUAUCUUCCCUCUGCUGGGUGGGAUGGUGAGACUGGGAGUGAUGUUGCUCUGCACCCAGCAUCCCCUAUGCAUGUGUAUUUCUCAAAGUACCCCUGAAGUGGAAACAAUAAAUGCUAGAAGAACUCUGCCUGUGCUUUCUCAGGCUGACCAUCCCAUCCCAUAGUCAUUGAUGACAGAUUUGGCAAUGGAAGCUCCAGGCAAGCAUGGCAGGUGAAGUUAUGUCUCUAUGGGAAAUGGGUUAAUGCCUUUCUUUCCAAGCCAUUGCCUCCAUGGGACUGACACAGGAGGGUUCAGGGUCAUCAAAGCAGUUCCUGGGCUCUUCUGUCAGUCAUCCUCUUCUCUCUGUGUGGGUCUGGCAGCUGCUGGCUGGAAAGAGCUGGAGCUCUCUUAAGGAGGAAGAUGCAGGAAUGCAAGAAGGAUGCUCAGAGCUGCUGUUCCCUUUCUCUCCUUGAGAAGAGGUGUCUGCUUCUUGCUGGGUCAUAGAGAGUCCUGUUCAGCAUUGGUUUUGCUGAACAAAUACUGAUUUCCUGUGAAGCAGAAAAUACAAUAUUACACCGAUAAAAAAGGCUCUGGGCUCACUCCCCCUCUCUCUCUUUCCCUUUCCCUCUCUAAGCUGAGGUAUU
Messenger RNA from Anas platyrhynchos (mallard), 1491 nucleotides. RefSeq names its product C-type lectin domain family 6 member A-like. The record is from RefSeq and is a predicted model, not a curated record. Lineage: Eukaryota; Metazoa; Chordata; Aves; Anseriformes; Anatidae.